This is a messenger RNA of Perkinsus marinus ATCC 50983, 282 nucleotides long. RefSeq lists its product as hypothetical. The record is from RefSeq and is a predicted model, not a curated record. The coding region runs from base 1 to 282 and encodes 93 amino acids. Lineage: Eukaryota; Perkinsozoa; Perkinsida; Perkinsidae. The transcript has 5 exons.
AUGAUGGUAAAUGAUACUGUUAUGGAUGUUAAGAAGAGAGUAAUGCAUGAGGAAAAGUGGCCUAAAGACUUUUUACCAGUAAGUGAAGUUGGUAGAUUACGCAUAUUUUGUGGAGGUAAAGAGUUAGAAGAUACUAAGACUUUGACUGAGACCAAGAUAAUGGUUAAUCCAACUGUGCCUACACCUAUUCAUGUUAGUGCUGUACCUAAAUCUCUUCAAGCUGAGAAUGGAGAUUCCGGUAGUAAAGGGAAACAUUCUCAGUGCUUCUGCACUAUAAUGUGA